Messenger RNA from Oldenlandia corymbosa var. corymbosa, 833 nucleotides. NCBI's taxonomy places the organism in Eukaryota, Viridiplantae, Streptophyta, Magnoliopsida, Gentianales, Rubiaceae. The record is from the annotation of a GenBank genome assembly.
UUUGUAUAUCCCACACCGAAAACAAUCAUCAGCUACGGUGGUAUAUAUCUAGAAAAAUGCAGAGCCCUCUUGAUAAAUUUGUGUUUCUCUUUGCCAUGAUGUUUCUGUUAACCCUAAUAACCUCCAGUAUUACUACUGCUGCUUUUUCGGACGACCCAGGAGCAGGAAUCGGUGGACGGAUUGGUGGCAGUCCACUAGAAGGACGUACUAAAACCGGUCCACCAGGAGGCCGUAAAGGUGGUACGCCUAAAUCUGAUGAUGGAGGACCGGGAGAUGACGGCUCGUCGUCAGGAAAUGUGCCGCCUGACGUUGGGGGAGGGACUGGCGACGCCGGAGGAGGCGACGACAGUGGUGGUAGUGAUCCUGAUGCCGUCCCUCCGGGUAGUGCGCCGCCUCCGCCCAAUGAAGUGCCAAUUGGCGACAACAGUGGUAGCAUUGUGCUGCCGCCGAAUGGAGACGGAGGCGUGCCACUUGGCGAUGGUCCGACGCGGCCGAGCUAUGAUUACUCAUCCAAAGUGCCAAAUGUGGAAGGAGGAGGAGGAGGAGGACAAGGGGUACCUUUUACUAGUGAGAAUGAUUUCCAAGCAAUUAGUGGCAGUUGUAGCUCCAUAUGGUUAUCUAAAAAUGCAUGGCCACCUACUCUGUCCCUCAUCAUCUUCAUCAUGGUCGUAUAUUUUUCGACUCCUUAAGAAUAUAUACACGAUACUGGAUAAUAUAUUAUCGUUCUAUUCUGUCUUAUUAGAUUUCUGAGAGGUCCAAACAUCGAAUUUCAUAAUAUUGAAUUUGUAGGGGUGGAUUUUUUUCGAAAUUUAAAUAGGGCCUGUAUGGGUGGG